AAACUCGAACGUGUCCGGAACCAUCCAGACCAACGGGCAGCCCCGCAACCUGCGCCUCUUCCACAAGCUGAGCUGCUACAUCAUGCAGGACGACCUGCUGCAGCCCAGGAUCACGGUGCACGAGGCCAUGAUGGUGGCCGCCGAGCUCAAGCUGGGCUCCGAGAUGUCCGCCCGGCAGAAGGCGCUCGCCGUGGACGAGGUCCUCGAGACGCUGGGGCUGACGCCGUGCAGGAACACCCGCACGGAGAAGCUGUCUGGCGGCCAGCGAAAGAGGCUCGCCGUGGCGCUGGAGCUCGUCAACAAUCCCCCAGUCAUCUUCCUCGACGAGCCAACAACGGGCCUGGACGUGGUGGCCAUGAAGGCGCUGGUGGACGUGCUGCAGCUGCUGGCCCGCGGCGGCCGCACCGUGGUCUGCACCAUCCACCAGCCGUCGGCCUCGCUCUUCCAGCAGUUCGACCACGUGUACAUCCUGAACGGCGGCAACUGCGUGUACCAAGGGGCGGCCCACCAGCUCGUGCCCUUCCUGGACGCCUGCCAGCUCAGCUGCCCGAAGCACUACAACCCCGCAGACUUCGUGCUCGAGUGCCUCAGCCCCAACAACGCCAAGACCAUGGCGGCGAACACGUCCAACGGCAAGCUCUGCAAGACCUCCAGCGAGCCAGCCAAACACGUCUCCAGCUAUCGCACGGGCGAUUCGGCGGCGAGCCUGCUGGCCGCGGCGCACGCGCAGACCUCGGCGCUGAGCGAGACCGAGUUCGCAACGUCGUUCUGGACGCAGCUCUCGGUCCUGACGCGACGCUACUUCCUGCAGACGCGGCGCAACAUGGUCGGCCUAUUCGUCCAGAUGUUCGGCGCCGUGCUCGUGGGCGCCUCGCUGGGCGCCGUCUUCUACGGCAAGGGCGACGACGUGACGCGACCCUUCGACAACUUCAAGUUUUGCAUCGGUGUGCUCGUCUACUACAUGUACUGCCCGUUCAUGGUGCCGAUCCUGCUUUUUCCCUCCGAGCUGGUCAUCAUGAAGCGAGAGUUCUUCAACCGGUGGUACGGUCUCAAAUCGUACUAUAUCGCGCUGACAUUCUCCACACUGCCAUGGCAGUGCGUAUGCGGCUUCGUGUUCUCCACCAUGUGCUACGUCAUCUCCGGCCAGCCAAUGGUCUGGAGCCGAUAUCUCUGGUUCCUCGUCACCGGAGUUACCACCGGCAUGGUGUCCGAGGGCUAUGGGCUGGUUCUGGGCUCCCUUUUCAGUGUCACGAACGGCUCGACUUUAGGCACCUUCUCUCUGGCACCCAUGCUGGUGCUGUCCGUGUACGGCAUGGGCUACGGCAAGAACGCUGAACUGAUCUACGAGUGGCUCAUGUCCCUGAGCUACCUGCGCUUCGGGCUGGUGGGCUUCGCUCUGUCGCUGUACUCCGGCGACCGCGACCUGAUGCACUGCGACGAGGACAAGGUCGUCUAUUGCCACUACGCCAACCCCAACCUGCUCCUCAGGGAUCUGGGAAUGGAAGGGCUGAGCAGCUACAUGCAGAUGCUCAACCUCCUCGUGUACAUGGUCGUGUUCCGCCUUGCCGCCUUCCUCGCCCUGCGAUAUCGGCUCACCGUUGAGUUCUCCAGCAGGAUCCUUAACUACCUGCGGAAGAUUAUACCCCAUAAAUAACGCAAAAAAAAAUUGUGUGUGUGAGUGUGUGUGUGAGAGUGUGCCUGCAUUUUCGUGUAUGUGUGUGAGUGUGUGUUUGUAUGUGCGCGUGCGUGAAAGAGAAAUUAUUGGGUGAGUCCAGUUGUGUUUGAGUAUAUUUUGAGACUUGUCGUGCCGACUUGUCGCUCUCUACUGGUCGAAGUUAUCGUGUUGUACAUAACGAGAAGUACCUGACAUGCCACUGAACCACCGAUGUAGUGCUCCGCAGACCCCUUGGGGGCGCCAAUACAUCGUGUUCUGGAGUAUUCUCAGCGUGCACUGAGCGGAGGGAAAAUGCUCAAUAGAUUUAGUUGUCAACCUUUCAAUUCCCUCUCCUUUUCUAUUUCUCCUAAAGUGAACCACCCGUCUCCUAAUCGGCCAAUCAACUACUUGUGAUAUUUUUAACUUUGUGACAUAAGUAUUUAUUAAUCCUUUUUCAUGAUCUGGUAGAGCGUUUCUGUAUGCGAUCGCCUUUCGUAAAUCUUACGAAUGUGUCAGUCACACCCCUCUGUGGUGCACUUACUGAUAAAUCAUAAUUAGAUCGAUGUAAGUAUAGUUUAAGUUUGUGAUACCAUCUGUGAUUAAGAUGUAGAUGCAUGAAAACCUUGCCUCACGCGAAAGAGAAGUGGGAGAACAUGUGUCACGGUUUAACUCGUUUUUACUAUUAUCAUUUCGUGUUUUGACGUUCAUUUUUGUAAACUUUUUCAUUUUCUUCCUAUUCUCGCUAGGCAAAGCACUCGUUCACAGUCAGUGCAAGCAGCGAGCGUCACAUGUGUUUUCACUGUACUGCACUUUGAAAGUGCUUUCAUCAUCCUCAAGGUUUAAGUCUGGUGCAGGUGCACAAAGCCUGGAAUUGACGCAGGGUCAUUUAGCCAUCUUCUACAUUGUAAAAAUGCUCAAGACUAGAUACAUAAUGCAAUCAACUAAAGUGUAAUUUAUAAAUAAACAACAAGUAUUCUACUUGUCGUAAA
Messenger RNA from Frankliniella occidentalis (western flower thrips), 2643 nucleotides. RefSeq names its product ATP-binding cassette subfamily G member 4. Lineage: Eukaryota; Metazoa; Arthropoda; Insecta; Thysanoptera; Thripidae. Gene Ontology annotation, molecular function: ABC-type transporter activity; ATP hydrolysis activity; ATP binding. Gene Ontology annotation, cellular component: plasma membrane. The record is from RefSeq and is a predicted model, not a curated record.